AUGUACCUGCUCACUGUGUGGGGGAACCUUCUCCUCAUCCUGGCGGUCAGCUCAGACUCUCACCUCCACACCCCCAUGUACUUCUUCCUCUCCAACCUGUCCUUGGUGGACAUCUGCCUCCCCUCCACCACCGUCCCCAAGAUGCUGUACAACAUCUGGACACAGAGCAAAGCCAUCACUUAUGCGGGCUGCAUCACCCAGAUGCAUUUCUUCCUGCUGUUUGCAUAUAUGGAUGACUAUCUCUUGACCGUGAUGGCCUAUGACCGCUAUGUGGCCAUCUGUCACCCCCUGCACUACACAGUCAUCAUGAACCCCAGGUUCUCUGGACUGUUGGUUCUGGGGUGCUGGGCCUUUUCUACCUGUGCCUCUCACCUCUUGGUUGUCUCCUUAUUUUACUGCACAGUUACUGGGGUCCACAUUAGUUCUUUGGGCACUGAGAGUUCCCACUCAAUUGCUCCAGCCUCAGUGCUGUACACUGUGGUCACCCCCAUGCUGAACCCCUUCAUCUACAGUCUCAGGAACAAAGACAUCAAGGGGGCUCUAAAAAGAUUCUUCCUGAUGGCCAUGAUGAAAUGA
Messenger RNA from Erinaceus europaeus (western European hedgehog), 576 nucleotides. RefSeq names its product olfactory receptor 7A10-like. The transcript is spliced from 2 exons. Gene Ontology annotation, biological process: G protein-coupled receptor signaling pathway. The record is from RefSeq and is a predicted model, not a curated record. Gene Ontology annotation, molecular function: G protein-coupled receptor activity; olfactory receptor activity. Lineage: Eukaryota; Metazoa; Chordata; Mammalia; Eulipotyphla; Erinaceidae. Gene Ontology annotation, cellular component: membrane. The coding region runs from base 1 to 576 and encodes 191 amino acids.